Molecule: messenger RNA, 3113 nt
Organism: Gymnodraco acuticeps
Lineage: Eukaryota; Metazoa; Chordata; Actinopteri; Perciformes; Bathydraconidae
Gene: dct
Product: dopachrome tautomerase
Exons: 8
Coding region: 234-1784 (516 amino acids)
Biological process (GO): positive regulation of neuroblast proliferation; melanin biosynthetic process from tyrosine; ventricular zone neuroblast division
Cellular component (GO): melanosome
Molecular function (GO): oxidoreductase activity; dopachrome isomerase activity
Source: RefSeq, a predicted model, not a curated record
GGCUUUCUUAAUAUGCAUGUAACCCACUGGAACACUACAUGAUUCGGCUUUAAGUGAUGUUUACACAGAAUUUAAAACUAUCACUGAAUCUAAUUUGAAGAUACACAACGGGGGACCGUAGCAGACUGAGAUUCCACACUCUUCUGGAGGAACUAAUUGGCCUUAUUACCAGCUGAAAGUUGAAGUACAAACUGAUUUUUCACGACUGACUGGAGGAAACAAACUGGUGAAAUAUGAUGAACGCUCUGGGUCUUGGUCUGCUUUGUUUGCUGCUCUGGCCUGAGCCUGCAGAUGCUCAGUUUCCACGAGUGUGCUGCACAGUGGAGGGGAUUGUGUCCAAGCUGUGCUGCCCUGCUCUGGGCUCAGAUCCUGCCAAUGUGUGCGGCUCUCUGUCGGGGAGAGGAAGCUGCGCGGCUAUUAGAGUGGACAACAAACCCUGGGGAGGUCCGUACAGACUAAGAAAUGUUGAUGACAGAGAGAGGUGGCCCACCAAAUUCUUCAAUCAGACUUGCAGAUGCACUGGUACCUUUGCAGGUUAUGACUGUGGUCAGUGCAAAUUUGGCUGGACCGGACCAAACUGUGACCAAAGGAAAGCUACUGUUGUGAGGAAGAACAUCCACUCCCUGACCCCCGAGGAGCUCCAGGAGUUCCUCAAUGUCCUGGAGCUGUCUAAGGCCACCACCCAACCAGACUACGUCAUUGCCACCCAGCACUGGUUGGGACUCCUGGGACCAAAUGGAACUGAGCCCCAGUUUACUAACAUCUCCAUCUACGACUUCUUUGUCUGGCAGCAUUACUACUCUGUCCGGGACACGCUUAUUGGUCCAGGUCGUCCAUUCAAAGCCAUUGAUUUCUCACACAAAGGACCAGCUUUCAUCACAUGGCACAGAUAUCACCUCCUCAGCUUGGAACGAGAGUUACAGAGAUUAACCGGCAAUGAGAACUUUGCGAUCCCGUACUGGAACUUUGCCACAGGCCAAAGUGAGUGUGACGUGUGCACCGACUCUCUGCUGGGGGGCCGAAACCCAGAAAACCCGUCUCUCAUCAGCAACCAGUCCAGGUUCUCCAGAUGGGGCGUGGUGUGUAACAAUUUGGAUGAGUACAAUCAGCUCGUGACUCUGUGUAAUGGCACCGGUGAGGGUUUCAUUCAGAGAGGGAUAAUGGAGAGGGCAAACACGUCUCUGCCCACCAUGACCGACGUCAGAAGCUGUCUGGGAAUCAGAGACUUCGACAGCCCUCCAUACUUCACCAACUCAUCCUUCAGUUUUAGAAAUGCUCUGGAAGGGUACGAGAAACCAAAUGGUGAAAUGGAUGAUUCGGUCAAUAACCUUCACAACCUGGUCCACUCCAUGCUGAAUGGAACGAGCGCUUUGUCUCAUUCUGCAGCAAACGACCCCAUAUUUCUGGUGCUCCACGCUUUCACUGAUGCCAUUUUUGAUGAGUGGAUGAGAAGGUUUGUUCCAUCCAACACCACUUACCCCGAUGAGAUGGCCCCCAUUGGUCACAACAGGGACUUCAACAUGGUUCCUUUCUUUCCUCCCAUCACCAACGAGGAGAUUUAUAUUGCAUCUGAGGAGCUGGGAUAUUCUUAUGCUCUUGCCCUUGAUGAUGAAGGGGGGCCGGCUGUGUUUGUGCUGGGCUCCACUCUGGGGGGAGUCUUCAUCGGUCUCCUGGCGCUUCUUCUUAUCUUCGUGCUCUACCUGCGUCAACGAAGAAACAGAGGCUUUGAACCUCUGAUAAAAGCAGACUUCACAAAUAGAAAGUACACAGAGGAGGAAGCCUAGACCUCCAUUGUUCUGAAAAACACUUCAAUGCUUUUACAUACCUGAAAGAAAUGGAGCAGCCAAUGUAUUGUAUGCCCUACUCUGAUGCAAAAGGACAAUAUUAACCCUAAAUAUUAACUUACAUUUUACUUUGAAAUAUUAAAUCAAAUCUUAAAUCAGAACAAUUAUUUAAUGAUUACAUCUGAAAAAGAAAGAAAUUCCAAUCAAAAUGAAUGUUUGCUUAACUGUUUUGGUAGCAUAGUGAGCUUCUAAAAGCAAAAGCUAAUUUACAUUUAUAUUUUAAAAUGUCUUUUUAACAGCCACUACAAAUACAAAUAUAUUGGAAUGUUUUUAAUAAAUAUUUAUUCUCAAGAACAGUAACAAAACACAAAUGCAAUCAUUUUAAUUGCACUGGAAAACAAUAAGGCAUAUUGUUUUAACUAGUUAUUCACCCCUUUUAGUUUGAAAUAAGAUUCAAACUCCAAUCAAACGUCCCUUCAUUAGUAUUUAACUUCAUACAGAAUUGCAUUGAUUGUAAAAAAAGGUUGACUUAAAGUGUUUCCUGCUAAUUUUAUUUGUCAGAUAAUUUCUCUGACCAGACAAUUGAUUUUUAAAGUUUUAUUUCAAAAAUAUUACCAUUAAAAGUUCAAUGAUACAAAACAUAAAAAGGGCAUCCUGUAAGACCAUAAUAAAGAAUCCUUUUAAAUGAAAAAUUGUUUCUAUGUUUGUUCUUGCAAUGUGGAUAAAACUGCAAUAAAGAAAAAGCUUAACUAAUAAUCACUGAUAUACUGCGAACACUGGUUAAUUCCUGGGAUAUGUAAGCUGAGCUGGCCUGGUGGUUAUGGAGCUGGCUCUCAGAGAACAAACAGGCUGGUUUUGUCCUCCCCCUCAGCACUGCCAGGCCUCUCACAUUCUCUGUAAGUUCGCUCUGCUGAGGAGCUGCACCGGAGCGUUCAGGCCUGUCCGGUCUGCACAGAUUCUCAUUUCACAGGUGACUGUGGUCGGCUUCCAGCCUGUCUGUGCUGCAGACACAACCAGUCGAGCUUUACAGAUGUAUUUAGGGGCCCUUUCUUUGCAUUUCCAGUAACCACUGUGUGCUGUUUGCUACUUCUUAAUAAUUGUCUGGCCUUUUAAAGAACUGUGCUAAUAUAUAUGCAGAAAUAGCAACACUUGUUUUUACUACUGUUUUACAGUAUGUCAGUUUUGCAGAGCUAAAAACACAAUGCAUAUUUUAAUCCAAACUGUGAAAUCAAUUACAGGAUACGCUUUGGCUAUUAUCACAUAUGCAACAGUUUCAGCCUUCUUUUUGUUACUGUAUAUUCAUAUUAAACAUUUCUUGAAGUUUAAAAA